Messenger RNA from Effrenium voratum, 1443 nucleotides. The record is from the annotation of a GenBank genome assembly. NCBI's taxonomy places the organism in Eukaryota, Dinophyceae, Suessiales, Symbiodiniaceae.
AUGGUAGCGUGCCGCCAGGGCCUGCAGUGGGACUGGUGCGUGCAGCUACUGGCCGAGAUGCGGACGCAGAGCCUCAGGCCGUCCGCCACGGCCUUCAGCAUGUGCGCCAGCGCCUGCGGCCGCGCGGCGCAGUGGCGCAGCAGCGUGGCGGCGCUGAGAGCUAUGGAAGACGACGGCCUGGCGCGGAGUCUGAAGACCUGGUCCGCGGCCAUGUCCGGCUGCGGCGAGGCCCAGGAGUGGGAGGCGGCCCUGGCGCUGCUGUGGGAGGCGGAUCGCAGCAUGCAGCUAGACACCAUGGCCUGGAACGCCGCAAUGGCUGCCUGCAGAAAACGCGCCUGGGAGGUGACCCUUGCGUUGCUGAGCGCCAUGGCGAAGAAGCUGACGCCCAGCGUGGUGUCCCUGGCGCUCUGCGCCGAGGUGUGCCACUGGCGCCAGGCCCUCGCCUUGUUGGAGGACGCCGGGCGCUUGGCCGUGCGCCCGGACCUGGUGUUGGUGAACGCCACCGCGGCCUCGGCGGCCCGAGGCGGCGCCUGGGAGGCGGCGCUGGCGCUGGCGGCGCAGCUGCCGGCGCGGCAGCUGAAGCCGGACAUCGUCAUGGUGAACACGGUGCUGGCGGGUUUCUCUGCGAGCUCCCACUGGGCCCAGACCCUCGCGCUGUUGGCCCAGCUGCCCCGGCAGUCCCUGCGCCCGAAGUCCGUGACCUUCAACACCGCGAUGAGCGCCUGCCUCCGUGCCAGCCAGUGGCACCUGGUCUCGGAGCUCUUUGAGGAGAUGCAGCGCAGGCAGCUCAAGGCCAGCGACAGCACGGUGAACGCCCUUUGCGGCGCCUUCGAGCGCCGCACCGCGUGGCAGGCGGCGCUACACUGCGCCUUCGGCUUCGCCCCAGCGCGAGGAAUCAAGCUCAGCUCGCUGUCGCUGGCGCCAGUGGUGUCGGCGUGCCGCAAGGCGGCGCAGUGGGCGCAGGUCCUCGAGCUCCUGCGCCACAUGGAGGCGUCCUCUUUGGCGCUGGACGACUGCUUCCGCGCGGCGCGCAUGGCCAGCGAAAUGGAGUCCGGGGAUCUACCCACAGCCCUGGCCCGGCACCGGGAGCAGCCGCGCGUCGCCGAUCGUGGAGCCUGGCGAUCGCGGAAGUUUGGGCACCUGGACCUUCACCAGCUGCAACCGCAGGAGGCCUGCCUGGCGGUCUGCUGCGCGCUGCUGGAUGCCGUGGAGCAACCGCGGCCGCUGCCGGCCGCAGGCUUGACGCUGGUCACGGGCAAGGGCAGCCACUCCCCAGGCGGCGAGGGUUUGCUGCAGCCAGCGGUGCAGCAGUUUCUCAGAGAGAUGAGCAUCGAGACCUUGAAACUACCCAACCCAGGCCGCCUGGCGAUCCCCCGGCGCGAGCUGGAGGCCUUCCUCUCGAAAAAGAGUCGCGAGGCGCGUCGCAGCGAGCGGCGCGAGUGA